Messenger RNA from Drosophila yakuba, 1804 nucleotides. It is a transcript of the gene Yp3, whose product is annotated as vitellogenin-3. The record is from RefSeq and is a predicted model, not a curated record. The coding region runs from base 71 to 1330 and encodes 419 amino acids. The transcript has 3 exons. Gene Ontology annotation, molecular function: lipase activity. Lineage: Eukaryota; Metazoa; Arthropoda; Insecta; Diptera; Drosophilidae.
CUGGAAGAAGCCAUCAAACGUCGUUCAACGUUUGGCCUGAUCUGAUCCAAUUCCGGUUCCCACGACCAUAAUGAGUCUGCGCCUUUGCCUGCUGGCCACCUGCCUCCUGGUGGCGGCCCAUGCCUCCAAGGAUGGCUCCAACAGCCAGCUGAAGCCCACCAAGUGGCUGACCGCCUCCGAGCUGGAGAACGUGCCCUCCCUCAACGACAUCACCUGGGAGCGUUUGGAGAACCAGCCCCUGGAGCAGGGUGCCAAGAUGAUCGAGAAGAUCUACCACGUUGGCCAAAUCAAGCACGAUCUGACCCCCAGCUUUGUGCCCAGCCCCAGCAACGUGCCCGUCUGGAUCGUGAAGUCCAACGGACAGAAGGUUGAGUGCAAGUUGAACAACUACGUGGAGACGGCCAAGGCACAGCCCGGUUUCGGCGAGGAUGAGGUCACCAUUGUCCUGACCGGUCUGCCCCAGAGCAGUCCCGCCCAGAAGAAGGCCAUGCGCAAACUGGUCCAGGCCUACGUCCAGAAGAACAACCUCCAGCAGCUGCAGAAGAACGCCCAGGAGCAGCAGCAGCAGCUCAAGAGCAGCGACUACGACUACACCAGCAGCGAGGAGGCCGCCGACCAAUGGAAGUCCGCCAAGGCCGCCAGCGGCGAUUUGAUCAUCAUCGACCUCGGCUCCACCCUGACCAACUUCAAGCGCUACGCGAUGCUGGAUGUGCAGAACACCGGUGCCAUGAUCGGCCAGACCCUGAUCGAUCUGACCAACAAGGGUGUGCCCCAGGAGAUCAUCCACCUGAUCGGCCAGGGAAUCAGCGCCCAUGUCGCCGGAGCUGCUGGCAACAAGUACACCGCCCAAACCGGACACAAGCUGCGUCGCAUCACCGGUCUGGAUCCCGCCAAGGUGCUGUCCAAGCGUCCCCAGAUCCUCGGUGGUCUGUCCCGCGGCGAUGCCGACUUCGUUGAUGCCAUCCACACUUCGACCUUCGCCAUGGGCACCCCCAUUCGUUGCGGCGAUGUUGACUUCUACCCCAACGGACCCUCCACCGGUGUUCCCGGAUCCGAGAAUGUGAUUGAAGCUGUGGCCCGUGCCACCCGCUACUUUGCCGAGUCCGUGCGUCCCGGUAGCGAGCGCAACUUCCCCUCCGUUCCGGCCAACUCCCUGAAGCAGUACAAGGAGCAGGAUGGCUUCGGCAAGCGCGCCUACAUGGGUCUCCAGGUCGACUUCGAUCUGCGCGGUGACUACAUCCUGGAGGUCAACCCCAAGAGCCCCUUCGGUCAGCGUACCCCCGCCCACAAGCAGGCCGCCUACCACGGCGUUCACCACGCCCAGAACUAGGGCGCAUAUGGCCCCGCCCCCUGGAAAACCAGGGAAGUUCGAUCGCCACGCACUUUCUGAUACUCAGAAAAUGGAAACCCGAAAAGCGUAGUUUAGUUUAGAAGUUCCAUCAAACAACCAAAAAAAGAAAAACCUAUAAAAUCCCAUAAAAAUAAAGCUGCAAAUUUUCGAAAAGUCGAGUUUUUUUAAUUAAUGGUAUUAAUUUGAUAUAGCCAACGGAUAUACAUAUGUACAUACAAUCAGGGAUUUUAAAACAAACAUAAAUACGCAUAUUUAACAUAGUAAAUCGCACAAAGAACUUAAGUGAGCUAAUAAUAAAAAGAUAAAUGCACCUAUCAUAGGUGAUCUUAAGCAGAUGCUUCACCAAAAAACAACAUGAUAAAUAAAGCAAACAAAGAGUGCUUAAUUACCGUUAUGACACCUAAUGAAAGUGUAUAGAUUGCAGAUAAUAAAAAAGCCCGAACCAAAUUUAAA